UGCUCUUUGUGUACGUUGACGCGCUGUAGCUCGGGGUCUGGAGGGAGAUAACGAAGCUGCCGCUGCCGACAAACCAGCAUCUACCCCCCGGGUGGCCGAUGUGCAAACGCGGUGUGAACGCGAGGCAGCGUCCGUGCAGCGAGCAGCGUUGAUCCGAGGCCCGGCCCGACCCGCCUCCCUCCCGCGCAUCCGUCAAUGGGAGCUCGGUAGCCUGCUAACUCCAACACGACGACGACGACCAUGAUGAUGAUGAUGCAUCAGUGGAUUUAUCCCGGUGUCUCCGACUGAGAUGGAGCCAGCGACGUGCGAGCGGAGCUGCCUGCUAGCUAGCUAGCGAGCUAACGGUGCUCGCCCCCCCAGCGGCCCCGGAUAACGUUAGCCUAAAUGGGUGCAACCGCGGUCUCGCCGUACGGGGUUUGCUGCAACAUCGACGGACGUUUUCAGGCGCUGUCCCCGGGUUCGAUCGAGAGGAGAGGGACCAUGUCGACAUAGCGAGAACCCGCUAACCGAACCGUUCCAGGAUAGCCACACGUGAUCCGGUUGAUCUCGCUCCCUCCGGCAAUUACCUUCAUCCCCGGCCGCCCUUGGAUGCUUCAGUGACGUUACGCGGACGGUGUGUUUCAGGAUGGCACAGCUCUUGGACGGGGCCGGCAAACUGGGCUGGGUUCUGCUCACGGCUGCGUUCCGGUUCGUGUUCAUGGUCCUCAACAACUGCGUGGCCAUCCCGUCCUACUGCCUGUACCUGCUGCUGCUCCAGCCGCUCAGAAUAUGGGACCGCUCCAUGUUCUGGCACAUCGAGGGGCUCAUGUUCAAGUGGAUGCUGGCCAUGGUGUCCUCCUGGGGCUGGAUCGCAGGCUACACAGUAACAGAGUGGGGCGACGACGUGCGGCCCAUUACAGAAGAGGAAGCUAUGGUCAUCGUCAACCACCAGUCCACAGGAGACGUGUGCACCCUCAUGAUGUGCCUGCAGGACAAGGGCACGGUGGUACAAAAAAUGAUGUGGUUGAUGGACCAUGUGUUUAAAUACACCAACUUUGGCCUGGUUUCCUUGAUCCAUGGGGACUUCUUCAUCAGACAGGGUAAAGCCUACAGAGACAAGCAGCUGAUCUACCUGAAAGAUCACCUAGACCAAUAUUACCACAGCCGCGACAGGAAGUGGAUAGUGCUGUUCCCAGAGGGCGGCUUCCUGCGCAAGCGGCGGGAAACCAGCCAAUUAUUUGCCAAGAAGCACUCGCUCGCCCACCUGAACCAUGUCACGUUGCCUCGCCUCGGGGCCACGCAGGUUAUCCUGAAAACCCUCUCCGCCCAGCAGGAGAAUGGCAGCGUGGGCAUCGAGACUGUGACCGCCAACCAGAUAGGUAACAAGCGUCAAGGCCUGCAGUGGGUAAUAGAUGUGACCAUAGCAUACCCUAAAGCCAGACCCAUGGACAUCCAGACCUGGAUCUUUGGCUACAGGCCUCCUACAGUCACACAUGUACAUUACAGGAUGUACCCGAUAAAAGAGGUUCCCGUGGAGGCAGAGGCCCUGACUGACUGGCUCUACAAGAGGUUUGAGGAGAAAGAAGAGCUGCUGACCUACUUCUAUGACAAAGGAUCCUUCCCGACCCUGGACGGACACAAGUCAGCAGUCUCCCGGGAAAUGACCCUGGACCCCGUGUGGCUGUGCAUCAUCCAGUCGUUUGCGUUUGCCUCCGGCUACAUGUGGUACAGCGUCUUCCUGUACCUCUACUGCUGUCUAUUCUGAGUGCGCUGAUGAGCUGAGAGUCUUAAUCGGACCACUGGAAAAGCCUCAGGAUCGUUUGGUGUGUGGCCCAGCGUCGCGCUCGCCCCCUACGAUGGAUGAAUGUACAUUUGCAGCAGCGGAGCGACUCACCAGGAAACAAUAAGCAUAUGAAGUACACACACACAAACACAAACACACAGAUUAAAGAAACCCAUACAGUAUGAAACAGGUCACAGGCAUAGUUAACGUACACACAACCCUAACGCCACACGUACUCGCGCCUGCGGCCUCGCAGAAGAAUCUCUCGCACUCGUCACAACUCACAUUUUGAUGUUUACACGUAGACGCUGACACGUACAUGACUUUUUAUUCAGAGUUAACGAAACGAGGCUCAGGACUCCUCCAGAAGACGCCCUGGACCAGACUCUCCCGCUCCACCCCCCACCCCCUCCCAUCCCAGGCUUUAGCCGUGGUAGUUUUACAGAGUGUAAAUUGUGUGUAUGGACGCGUGUGUGUGUGAGUGAAUACAUGUGAUUUAGAAGCGUAAUGUCCGCCCCUACUCUUCAUCCUGGCAAGAGUUGAUGAAGCCCACUGGACGUCUCUUGCCGCCCGCUGGCGACCCGGCUGGCCGCACCUUUCCGGAGCGAGAGGCUGUUUGAACUUUGAGGCUGCGCCGCCGGCCGCUCGUCUGGCCUUCAUUGCACUAAGGAAUCCAUACUGCCCUGACUGCUCCCUGCCCCAGGAAGAGGCUCCUGAACGGUAGCUGUGGAUGUUUUGUUGUUGUUUGUUUUCUUCCCUUUAAAACCUGCAUAUCACCACAGCUACAGCCAUCGUUACUUGUUUUCUCUUUUUUGUCAUCGUGACUUCUUUUUCCUGUGUCCUCCUUUUUGUCGAGGCAGUAUUCUGAGCUCACUGAGAAAAUAGAGGGGGGGGGGGAUCAUGUUUACACUGGCGGCCCUGCUGAAAGCCUAAAGAGACGGUGGCUAUGAUUCAGCGCUUGAUUUAAGGAUCUUUUUUUCCUGUUUCGUAUGUGAAGGGAGGACGAGGAAGGCUAACUCGAAAACAAAACAAACAAACAAACAAAACAAAGAAAAAAAAAAAAUCUGGUUGCAAGGACUGCAAUCUGAUCACCUACAGACUAACUCCCUCUUCGGUGGAUCCUCUUUUUCACCCUCUGCUCUCCGACACACACACACACACUGGCAGACUCACAACCAUGUGCAGCUACACAGCGGAGUAGACGUGUGUCUCCAGGAUCAUCUCAACGAGUCCGACUGAUGAGGACACAGAAGACUCUUACUCCCCCGUUGGACUGAAUAGUUUUACAAAUAUUUAAGCCAUAUGCUUAGUGUUUUUGGGGGUGGGGGGAAAAGACAUCGGGGGGGUGGGGGAAGAAAAUAUAAUUUGUUUUUUAUAGGAAGCUACCCAAAUGUUCAGCAUUCUACGAUAGACAUUGUUGGCUUACAGAACUAUAGGUGUCAUUACUGUAAAUUUACAGCAUAACCUGCCUAACUGAGUGUGUGUGGUUGUUGUCCCCCCCGCCCCCAUUUUUUGAUAUAUAUGAAUUAUGUCGUGUCGCUCUGUGACGUCAGAGAGCGGCGGCAACUUUACCACAAGUGGUCAAAAGUUUCUAUUUCUUUUUAAAUGACUUGAACUUUGGUCUUCAUGUCACUGUAUGUUUUAAUCUUGUACAUAACGAAGCUGAGGAAGAGUCUUUCCAUGUUGAGACGAUGAAGAUGACUGCAGCGUUCUUCUCUCUUUUGGUUCCGCGAUAAUUUCAGAGAAUUUUUAGUUUCAAUGGUCCUGAAUGUUUUUAAAAGAAGAAGAGGAAGAAGAAGAGAGCAAGGAUUGUUCUCCCUUCUCCCUAACACUUCUCAGUGUUAUCCUCCUGUAUGUUUUCUUUCUUUUAAUUCCAAACUCCUGAGCAGGAAGUAGAAUUUCAAGUCAUUACAGCUACUGUAUGUUCUGGCCGUUUGCACAGUUUCAAACUUAUACAAUUGUACAUUUUAAAAUCGGUGGAAAGACCGCGUCUAUCAGUACUAACCCCUGAUGUCCUGGUCGACCCCAAAUCCCUCAGAAGAAGCCGUUUCCUCCCUCUGUCUCUCUCGCUCGCUCGCUCGCUCUCUCUCUCUCUCUCUCUCUCUCUCGCUCUCGCUCUCGCUCUCUCUCUCUCUUUUGACGAACGUUUGAUGUAAAGACAGUUUCGAGGAGUCGAGCUCAAGCUGGGUCAGCGAGGACGAGACCGCUCCUCGGCUACAAGGGAAGCUCCGGCAGAACCACGCAGCUGUUCUCUCUCGAAUGUACUUGUGUUGUGGUGUCGAGGUCAACUCUCUGUAAUUUGCUUAGCCUGCUUUAACGAGGAAAAAGUGUGGAGGAGCAGCUCUCUGCGUGCACCACUGUCGGUCGAAACCGUGUGAGAUUCAACAUAAGGGCUACCUGAUCGGGUAGGUGGGUAACAUUUUAAAUUAUAGGCUGUAGAUGUGUUUCAUCCAGCGGCCCUUUCAGAUUCCCCUCCAACGUGAGAGUGACUGCAAAUGAAGCUUCAUUGCUUUUUCUUUCUUUUUUUUCUCAAUUUUGUUUUUUAUUUUGUUUUAUGACCAUGUUUCCAAAGAAGGCAGGGAAAUAAUGUUUUCCUAGAUGUGGCUUUAGGAAAUAAACACAAUAGGGAUUUAAACAAAUUAUACUAGAACUGUCUGUAAUUUUCCAUUUUGUACUCCUUUAAUUCCUAGCUACACAGCCAUUUUACAACACAAAAAACUUGUGCUGGAAUAAAACAUCAUAAAGAUCCUAA
Molecule: messenger RNA, 4514 nt
Organism: Platichthys flesus (European flounder)
Lineage: Eukaryota; Metazoa; Chordata; Actinopteri; Pleuronectiformes; Pleuronectidae
Gene: lpgat1
Product: lysophosphatidylglycerol acyltransferase 1
Exons: 8
Coding region: 626-1744 (372 amino acids)
Cellular component (GO): endomembrane system
Molecular function (GO): acyltransferase activity
Source: RefSeq, a predicted model, not a curated record